Molecule: messenger RNA, 973 nt
Organism: Selaginella moellendorffii
Lineage: Eukaryota; Viridiplantae; Streptophyta; Lycopodiopsida; Selaginellales; Selaginellaceae
Exons: 3
Coding region: 5-511 (168 amino acids)
Source: RefSeq, a predicted model, not a curated record
GCUCAUGGCGAGGAAGAGGAGGGCGCUGGCCGUCAAGAGCAGCAAUGCGAGGGCGGGGGAGGAGGAGGAGGACGCGGCGGCGGCGGAGGAUGAUCGCGUGGCGGAGCUGUGCCGGGCGAUAGAUUUGCAAGUGCAAGCGAGGGCGACGGCGAUUCGAGCCAUCCGCGACGCGCAGAUCGCCGAGUUCCUGGCGCAGCUCCAGCUCCAGCAGGCGAGCUUGUCGGAGGAGAUGCUGGACAUGCCGAUUUGCGACUUCCUGGAGCGGUUCUGCCCUAACACCGAGCUCGUGUGCAAGGAGAGCGGAGUGGUGGAGAUGAGGAAGAAGAAGCUGCCGACGAGCGAUGCCGGGGACCCUCUGGCUUCCUUGUUUGCGCUCAGUGCGCUCAAGAACACUAGCUCCACCGCCGCCGCCGCCGCCACCGCCAAAAAGAGCUCCGCUUCCUUCUUUUGCACGCCGCGAACCUUGGGUGGUGGGAUAUCCUCGAGCAUGAAGACUCGAAGUAUGCGCUGAGCUUGAGAGGCUGGGCUCUUGCACCGAACAACCAUUCUUUGGAUCAAAUCAGUCAAUCAGACGUUCUUCUCAAAUUGAUGUGCAACAAGACAGUAUGUCCAUGCAUCACUUCGAAGUUUCAGGUCUUGUCAUGGAAGGGAUAUCCGUUGUUUCCGUCUUCCUAGCCGGAGCUGGUCAUUUGGAUAGGCAUGUGUACUUUUCGAUGGGAGUGACACUAUGAAAUAGGUGUCAUGAGUUCGGAAGUUAUCGUCACCUUGAGGAAAAAAUCUUGAGCAGAUAAUGGCUGCCUCAACAGGAUAUCAAUGGUUUGACUUUUUGGUUCACCUGACAGGGAUUGAACCUGCUCCGGAAACAGACGUUCAUUUCCUAUCGACUUGUCAUUUGGGCCGACACUUGGCUCUGUAACCAGUUAUACACAUAGGAAAAGUGCUGGUGCUGCUUGCCGCAGCUCCGAUGGAGAUC